AUGUCAACCUUUAAUAUUGCUGCUAAUUAUGACAAUCGUAUAAUUCCAGAUUAUACAGAAGCUGUCGACUCCUUUGACCUUUUAUCUGAAGAUGAAUUUACAAAUUGGUUAAAUGAUAUAGCUAAAAAACAUGCCAAUUGGAUUUACCAUCAAUCUUAUGGUCAUAAGAAGAACAUAGUCUUUGUUGGGAAGCCUCUUGAAAAUACUCUCAAAGUAAAGACAGUAGUUUACUUGUGUGAUCAUGCUGGAAAACCACAAGUGAAAAAAACUUCUCAGCCUGCUCAGAAACAUGUCAGAACAACCAAGUCCAUCAAGAUUGGUUGUCUUGCUAGUAUCUAUAAGCAUACUAUGACUGAUGGUACUGUUUAUAUCAAAUACAACUGGCAGCACCCAAAUCAUGAUUCGUUUAGGAUUGAAGAGAUCAGUUUGUUAAGAGUGCCAGAUGAAUUAAAACAAUGGGUAGAAGGGCUUGUCAGCCAAAACAUGGAUUGGAAAUCCAUCAAAAACAUGCUUAGAAUGAGUGAAGACAGACUUCUUGAACUUGAACAAGCUGGCAAUAGAUCUUUUUUCCCUUCUUCUCUUCUCAUUGAUUAUCAAUAUGUGAGAAAUGUUGUCAAUGCUGAAAUAAUGAAACUCUCAAGAAAACAUGUGGAUCAUUAUGAAAGUGUCAAACUGUGGGUUCAAGAGUUGAAUGAAACUGGUAAAGAACCUGAAGAUUGCUUUGUGUUUACAAUUACUGUGCGAAAUCCUAUCACUAAUAAGGGAUUGCCUGUCUGCUUCUUUAUAACUGAUCAUGAAUAUACCUCAACCUUGAGUCAAUGGUUAACAUGGGUUAAAGUGCAAAACUCAACACAUGCUUCAAACAUAGCUCAUAACAGUGUUUGUGCUGUAUUAAGUAAUAUGAUACAUACAACAACUUCUGUUGCCUAUGAUACAUUGUAUAAUGAACUUCUUGUGAAAUCUGGGAAAUACAAGGACUUUAUUUUGUACUUUAACAGAAUAUUCCAAUCAGUAUGUCUUACACGCCAAGAAGAGCAAAAAAGGCGAAAUGUAUACAUGUUAGAUAGCAAUACUGCUAUGGAAAUGGUUGAGAAAUUGAGUGAUACUGCAUUCACUUGCAAAUCAUUCACAGUUGAUUUUGCUAUAUACAACAUUGAGCUACAGAAUAGUUUUCUGCAAAACUGCACUUGCCCUGAUACUUCCAAGCUUUGCAAGCAUAUCUUUCUCAUCAAUUGUAUGCUAGACAUUUCCUACUUUUUGCGCCAAAGUCUUUUCUUCUCCUCCUCUGCUGUCCAUGUAUCUAAUACUGAUACUAAAGCAGUAGUUGACACUUCUCUUCUUUCUGACGAGAUAGAAGCUGAUAUCAUGAAGUAUCGUCAAUUAUACUCUGUUGAACUUGAUAGCAAGAUAGCUGAGUACAAGGGAAUCCCAGAAGACAUAAGCCAGUUCUUAGAUAUGUUGAAGUUUGCAUACAACAAGCUAAAAGAACAUGGCUCCCCAUCUCAAUCCCGUCCACCUCAACAAACAUAUUUUUUUUAUUAUCAAUUAUCAAUUAUAUAUUAUCAACUACUAUUUUUUUUAUUUUUUUUUAAUUGGUAUUUUUUUUAA
Messenger RNA from Phycomyces blakesleeanus NRRL 1555(-), 1608 nucleotides. RefSeq lists its product as hypothetical. The transcript is spliced from 5 exons. The coding region runs from base 1 to 1608 and encodes 535 amino acids. The record is from RefSeq and is a predicted model, not a curated record. Gene Ontology annotation, molecular function: zinc ion binding. Lineage: Eukaryota; Fungi; Mucoromycota; Mucoromycetes; Mucorales; Phycomycetaceae.